Molecule: messenger RNA, 854 nt
Organism: Oryzias latipes (Japanese medaka)
Lineage: Eukaryota; Metazoa; Chordata; Actinopteri; Beloniformes; Adrianichthyidae
Gene: rps3a
Product: ribosomal protein S3A
Biological process (GO): translation
Cellular component (GO): ribosome
Molecular function (GO): structural constituent of ribosome
Source: RefSeq, marked provisional
ACUCCCUUUAGCCAACAUGGCAGUCGGCAAGAAUAAGAGACUGACCAAAGGCGGUAAAAAGGGUGCCAAAAAGAAGAUCGUGGACCCUUUCUCCAAGAAGGACUGGUACGAUGUCAAGGCACCAGCCAUGUUCAAUAUCCGCAAUCUUGGCAAGACCUUGGUUACCAGGACCCAAGGAACCAAAAUUGCCUCCGACGGUCUGAAGGGACGUGUGUUCGAGGUGAGCCUUGCUGAUCUGCAGAACGACGAGGUCGCCUUCCGCAAGUUUAAGCUCAUCACCGAGGAUGUUCAGGGCAAAAACUGCCUCACCAACUUCCACGGCAUGGACCUGACCCGGGACAAGAUGUGCUCCAUGGUUAAGAAGUGGCAGACCAUGAUUGAAGCCCACGUGGACGUGAAGACCACUGACGGAUACCUGCUGCGCCUGUUCUGUGUUGGUUUCACAAAGAAGCGCAACAACCAGGUCAGAAAGACCUCAUACGCCCAGCAUCAGCAGGUCCGCCAGAUCCGCAAGAAGAUGAUGGAGAUCAUGACCCGUGAGGUUCAAACGAACGACCUGAAGGAAGUGGUCAACAAGCUGAUCCCUGACAGCGUUGGUAAGGACAUUGAAAAGGCCUGCCAGUCCAUCUACCCCCUACAUGACGUCUACGUCCGCAAGGUCAAAAUGCUGAAGAAGCCCAAGUUUGAGUUGGGCAAACUGAUGGAGCUGCAUGGAGAGGGUGGUGCAGGCGGUGCUGCAAAGGCAUCUGGUGACGACACUGGAGCCAAGGUGGAGAGGGCCGAUGGCUAUGAGCCCCCCAUCCAGGAGACCGUCUAGGAACAUCCCAACAGAUUUAAUAAACAUUGUAAAUGAC